AUGGGUGCCCGCGAGUCGACUGCUCGCGGAGCAAACGAAGAUGCCCCUGCUGGCCCUCCAGACUACUAUGCCCUGCUGGAAGUUGACGAAUCCGCGACGGCAGAUGAAAUCAAGCGCUCCUUCAGGAAACUCGCCCUCAUCCACCAUCCAGACAAGAAUGUGGGCGACAUCGAAGCCGCCACAACACGUUUUGCCGCGAUCCAGCAAGCGUACGAGGUCUUGAGCGAUGAGCAGGAACGGGCGUGGUACGACAGCCAUCGCGCUUCUCUUGUGCCCGAGCCCGAUGCCGCCGACGUCUUCGAGGAGAUCAAGAAGGGUGCCCCUCCCCCGCGUUCGAGGGAUCGAGGUCUCAGCGUCCGACAUCUGGCCCAGUUCUUCGACACCGCCGUUUAUGACGGAUUCGACGAUGGUCCUGGCAGCUUCUACACCCUGUAUCGCCAUCUCUUCGACCGCCUCGCCCACGACGAGAAGCAACUUUCCGACACAUUAUUCCCCUCCUUCGGCGAAUCGAACACACCCUGGCUCCCUCCGUCUAAAGAGGUGAAGGAUCAAUGCGCGCGGUCCUUCUAUGCGUCUUGGAUGAACUUCGUCACCAGCAAGGAGUUCGAGUGGGUGGACCAGUGGAACAUCGCUGAGGCUCCUGAUCGAAGGGUCCGACGUCUGAUGGAACGUGACAACAAGAAGGCGAGGGACGAAGCGCGAAAAGAGUACAACGAGACUGUUCGGUCCCUUGCCACGUUCAUCCGCAAGAGGGAUCCGCGAUACAAAGCCCACAUUUCGCGCCAGGCGUCCGCCCCGUCCACGCCGCAGGGCGCGCGCACGCCGUCGUCCAAGCCGACGCCCUCGACGUCAUCCGGUCCCGCCCCGGUCUUCGUCGAGCAGGAGUGGCAAAAGGCGCCCUCGCGCGACCGCGACGCGGACCUCGACUGGGCCGCCGGCGAGGGCGAGGACGACGAGGAGUGGGAGUGCGUCGCGUGCGGGAAGAGCUUCCGCACCGAGGCGGCGUGGGACAGCCACGAGCGGAGCAAGAAGCACAUCAAGGCCGUCGAGGCGUUGAAGCGGGAGAUGGAGCUCGAGAACGACGAACUCGAGCUGGAGGCGGAGGCGGAGGCGGUUCCCGAUGGUGCGCGCGAUGCAGCUGAAGAGGGGCCGUCGCCUUCCCCUGAGCUCGAGAGCGACAUCGACCACGGAGGGGCCGUCUCCGAGACGGCGCACGAUGCUCCCUCGGAACCACCCCAAGGUUUAGACGAAGAGACAGCGACAUCCGCGAAUCGGGUUCAUGAUGACAAAUGGGCGCAGACGGCCUCACCAGAACUCUCUUCUCGAACGGCACGACGGGCACGGAGGCGGAAUCGAGGAAGUUCUGAGCCAGCAGUGGAGGAUCCUUUUGAACGGGAACAGACUCCAAAUGGAGCUACCGAGAUUGCUGCUGCACAAGCAGCAUCUAAGAGGGAGAAGCGUCGGGCUCGAGAAGCCGCCAAGAAGGCUGCCAGCAUUGUUGCUGUGAGUACCUGUAUUCUUGAUGAAUGGCUUUGCUCAAUGAUGUUGGCAGGUGUGUAA
This is a messenger RNA of Epithele typhae, 1560 nucleotides long. Its product is annotated as DnaJ-domain-containing protein. The record is from RefSeq and is a predicted model, not a curated record. The coding region runs from base 1 to 1560 and encodes 519 amino acids. Lineage: Eukaryota; Fungi; Basidiomycota; Agaricomycetes; Polyporales; Epitheliaceae. Gene Ontology annotation, molecular function: zinc ion binding; nucleic acid binding. The transcript is spliced from 7 exons. Gene Ontology annotation, cellular component: cytoplasm.